Rhea pennata is the source of this 1637-nucleotide messenger RNA. RefSeq lists its product as uncharacterized. The transcript is spliced from 2 exons. The record is from RefSeq and is a predicted model, not a curated record. Lineage: Eukaryota; Metazoa; Chordata; Aves; Rheiformes; Rheidae. Bases 17 to 1282 code for a protein of 421 amino acids.
GGCUCCCGAUUUGAAAAUGCAGGAGCCGCUGCUGCUGCUGCUGUACCUGCUGAUGCAGCGGCGGGCGGGCGCGCAGGGCGACAUGGCCGGGCGCUGGGACGAGGGGCAGCGGGCCGCCUGGCUGCGGCAGUACUACACGCAGCGCCAGAAGCGCCUCAUGACGCUCCUGAUCGCUCGCCGGAGGAGAACCAGCUGUUAUUUCUACCCCCGCGCAUGGCCCAGCAUCAGGAACGCAGACUGGUGGGAACGGGUGGUCAUGAAGGAAUUCCGGCCCCAGGACUGGCUGGAGAAGUUUCGGAUGUCCAAGGAGACCUUCUUCUAUGUAUGUAACCAGCUGCGGCCAGGGCUGGCUCAUCAUGGUGCCCACUUUCACUCCACGCUGCCCCUGGAGAAGAGAGUCGCCGUGGCCCUGUGGCACUUGGCCACCAAUGUGGAGUAUCAGACUAUCAGCCCACUCUUCGGUGUGGGACCUGCCACAGUUCAGACAUGUGUCAGGGAGGUGAGUUACGCCGUGGUCUUGCUGCUAAAGCCGCUCUACCUUCGUCUGCCCAACGAGAAGGAGCUGGAGAACAUGGUGCGCAUCUUCCGUGCCCGCUGGGGCUUCCCGCACUGCAUCGGUGCCUUGGACAGCCUUCACAUCCCCAUCAACCCACCUCUGCGUCUCAGCGCUGACUACUGCAAUGGCCAGGGUUGGCACUCCAUCCUGACUCAGGCCACCGUGGACGGGCUGGGCCAGUUCUGGGAUGUCUCCACUGCCUUCCCUGGCAGCAUGGAGAACAGCGCUGUGCUGGAGAGCUCCAGCUUGUGGGUGCUGGCCAAGGAGGGCCGGCUGUGCCCUAACCCUCCCAAACAUUUCAUGGGGAAGGCACAGAAAUAUGUGCUGCUGGGUGAUGCCACCUACCCCUUGCAAGACUGGAUACUCAAGCCUUACCAGGAGGAUGAGAACCUCACUCAGCGGCAGCUGCAGUUCAACUACCGCCUCAAGCGGGCGCAUAGCGUGAUUGAGAACGCCUUCCUCCGCCUCAAGGCUCGCUGGCAGAUCCUCCUGAAGUGUGAUGACUGCAGCCUGGAGCUGCUGCCCACCCUCGUCCUCGCCUGUUGCAUCCUGCACAACGUGUGCGAAGCUCAUGACAACCCCUUUAACGAGGAGUGGCUGGAGGGCACCGAGCCAACCGAGCUGCCCAAACCAUGCCAGCCCGCGCCUGCCUCCAUGGAAGAUGGUCGGGCUGAGCAAGUGCGCGAGCUGAUGUGCCAGUAUUUUGAGACCUGCGGGGAGGGCUGAUAGGGAGGAAGAAGCAGCCAUGCACAUCCUUGCUCGCAGACUUCCCAUGAACUGCAGUGAACGUGACCAGAGCCCAGUGAUACCGGGCUGUUGAACAAGGACUGCAUCCUCUUGUGUUCUGCAAAAUGCUACCAGCAGAGCAAGGAAGGCUGUCGGAUGGGCUGGAUGGACCAGUCUUUGCUGGCUCAGUUGCUUGCAGGAGGGAGGCCAGCUGCAUCACGAUAAUACUGUUUUUGCCAUGGUGAUUUCAGGCAGUGGAAUGUACUUCUUGCCCUUGUUCUCUUCCAGGAUUUCAAUGAUCUUGUGAUGUGUUCUGUGCUGUAUAAAUAAAACAGGGAUCUAGGUUUGGCUAGAA